Molecule: messenger RNA, 1719 nt
Organism: Clonostachys rhizophaga
Lineage: Eukaryota; Fungi; Ascomycota; Sordariomycetes; Hypocreales; Bionectriaceae
Source: the annotation of a GenBank genome assembly
AUGAGUGCCGAUCAGAACCCUACCGAGAAAAUUCCUGCCUCGGCAGAGUACUUCUACCUAGGCGAACAUUCACGCACCAUCACCACGUCCAACCGCGAGGCGCAGAUCUGGUUCGACCGCGGGCUCAACUGGGCCUUUGGCUUCAACCAUGCCGAAGCCAGCCGCUGCUUCGAACAGGUGACGGUCCACGACCCCGACUGCGCCAUCGGCUACUGGGGAGUCGCCUAUGCCGGCGGCCCAAACUACAACAAGGUGUGGAAGGCAUUCGACCAGCAGGAUCUGGCUAUCUCUCUCCCGCGGUGCCGGGCAUUCGCCAGAAAAGCGCUGGACAAACGGCAUUUGGCCUCCGAGGCGGAACAGGCUCUGAUCGAUGCCAUCCAGGUUCGUUUCCCCGAGGGCCAGAAUCCAAGUGAUGCCGAGUUUCUGGCCUGCUCUGCUGCGUACGCCGAUGCCAUGCGCGAGGUCUUACGCAAGUCCGUGCGAGACGACCUGGAUAUCCUCGCUCUCGUGUCCGAUGCGCUCAUGAAUAUGGCGCCCUGGUCACUCUACGAAUCGCGCACCGGAAAGCCGAACCUCGCGACGCCUGUCCUCGAGAUUGAGAAGAUCUUAGACCGUGCGAUUUCCCUCCCUGGCGCCGACUCUCAUCCUGGCCUCCUCCACCUGUAUAUCCAUCUCAAGGAGAUGUCCAUGACUCCCGAGGCAGCUAUACCAGCCGCCGACAACCUGCGAAGGCUGGUGACUGACAGCGGACACCUGCAGCACAUGCCCAGUCACAUUGAUGUGCUGGUCGGGGAUUACAGAUCGGCCAUCGCAGCCAACGCCAGGGCCAUCCGAUACGAUGCAAAGUAUUACGAGAAGCAAGACUUCCCCUUCUAUCGUAUUUACCAGCUACACGAUCAUCAUUCUCUGAUAUACGCCGCCAUGCUUGCCGGUCGACGCGCCAUAGCCCUAGAUGCCACAGAUCGCAUGGAGGCGAUUCUGACAGAGGCUCUCCUCCGUACGACAUCGCCACCGAUGGCGGAGUGGUGCGAAAGCUUCAAUGCGGUCCGUGUCCAUGUCAUGAUUCGGUUUGGAAUGUGGGAGGAGAUCAAGACCCUCGCGCUCCCGACCGACCAGGAGCUUUACUGCGUGACCAUCGCCAACAUCCAUUACGGAAAGGCCAUCGCCUAUGCUGCUACUGAUGACCUGCCACACGCCGAAGAAGAGCGGGAUAAUUUCCACAAGGCGUUGGCCAAGGUGCCCAACACGCGGCUGUCGUUCCCCAACAGGGUGGUGGAUAUUCUCAAAGUCGCCCAUGCCAUGCUCGACGGAGAGAUGGAAUACAGACGCGGGAAUUUCGACCAGGCGUUCGCCCACCUACGGACAGCCGUCAAAUGCGACGACGCGUUGAACUACGGCGAGCCAUGGGGCUGGAUGCUCCCGACCCGUCACGCACUGGGUGCCUUGCUACUUGAAAAUGGGGAGGUUGAGGAGGCAGCCAGGGUCUAUGGGGAAGACCUGGCUCUCAUAGAGGGUCUCGCGUCUGCUCACCAGCAUCCGAAUAACGUCUGGGCGCUUCAUGGAUACCACGAGUGUCUGGUGCGUCUUGGGCGGACGGCGGAGGCCCAUAUCAUAGGUCAGGCCUUGAAGAUUGCCCUUGCUUCGGCGGAUAUCACCAUCACUUCGUCGUGUUUCUGCAGACUGGAACAGAACAAAUCAGAUAGCCAAUGCAAAUGCUAG